GCUAGAUUUGGAGUCUCUAGACCGCCGAUUACUGACGGAGACGAGCGCUGCUAGAUUUGGAGUCUCUACACCGCCGAUUACAGACAGAGACGAGCGCUGCUAGAUUUGGAGUCUCUACACCGCCGAUUACUGACGGUGACGAGCGCUGCUAGAUUUGGAGUCUCUACACCGCCGAUUACCGACAGUGACGAGCGCUGCUAGAUUUGGAGUCUCUACACCGCCGGUUACUGACGGUAACGAGCGCUGCUAGAUUUGGAGUCUCUACACCGCCGAUUACUAUAACAGUGACGAGCGCUGCUAGAUUUGGAGUCUCUACACCGCCGAUUACCAUAACAGUGACGAGCGCUGCUAGAUUUGGAGUCUCUACACCGCCGAUUACUGACGGUGACGAGCGCUGCUAGAUUUGGAGUCUCUACACCGCCGAUUACCAUAACAGUGACAAGCGCUGCUAGAUUUGGAGUCUCUACACCGCCGAUUACUGACGGUGAUGAGCGCUGCUAGAUUUGGAGUCUCUACACCGCCGAUUACUAUAACAGUGACGAGCGCUGCUAGAUUUGGAGUCUCUACACCGCAGAUUACCAUAACAGUGACAAGCGCUGCUAGAUUUGGAGUCUCUACACCGCCGAUUACCAUAACAGUGACGAGCGCUGCUAGAUUUGGAGUCUCUACACCGCCGAUUACUGACGGUGACGAGCGCUGCUAGAUUUGGAGUCUCUACACCGCCGAUUACUAUAAGAGUGACGAGCGCUGCUAGAUUUGGAAUCUCUACACCGCCGAUUACUAUAACAGUGACGAGCGCUGCUAGAUUUGGAGUCUCUACACCGCCGAUUACCAUAACAGUGACGAGCGCUGCUAGAUUUGGAGUCUCUACACCGCCGAUUACUGACGGUGACGAGCGCUGCUAGAUUUGGAGUCUCUACACCGCCGAUUGCUAUAACAGUGACGAGCGCUGCUAUAUUUGGAGUCUCUACACCGCCGAUUACGAUAACAGUGACGAGCGCUGCUACAUUUGGAGUUUCUACACCGCCGAGUACGAUAACAGUGACGAGCGCUGCUACAUUUGGAGUUUCUACACCGCCGAUUACGAUCCCAUUUCUCCCGCGUGUUCUGGAACCCAAAAGCGCCACUUAUGAUCGCUCCGUGACUUUUGAGCGUCUUCGCCUUUUGCGAGCCUCCGAUCGGUCUCGCUAAUUACGAAUGAUCGCACCCACGCCCGCCGUCUCUCGCGAUCGCUUGCUGGCACGCGGCUGGGCGGUUUUCUGUUUUCCCUUUCUCUCCCCCGCCGAUUAUUAAAAAAAUAAUCCUCGAGGCCUAGUCGAGAAAAGUCGGUCUUCGCCCGGAGCCUCGACCUCGCCUGAACAGCUCUGCCCCCGGGCCCCAUGGACCCGGCCCGUAACAACGAGCCGCUGCAGUUCAACCACGCCAAGGGUCCCGUGGUGAUCGAGGGGGCCGACGGGCCCCCCGAUCCGGCCCCCGACCGCUCGCGCAAGCGCAGGAUGUCGCCCGCCAAAGCGCCGCCGCCGCCGCCGCCGCCGCCGGCGGCCAAGCGCGGCAGCCCCCCAACGGGGGGCGGAGGUGGUGGCGGGGCGGCAGGGAAAAUGGCCGUGGGUGGCGGUGGCGGUGGUGCCGGUGGUGCCGGUGGUGCCGGUGGUGCCGGUGGUGCCGGCGGCGGCGGCGGCGGCGGCGGCGUGUGGUCCAAGCAGGCCUUGCUGGGACCCAGCCACGGCUUCGUUGGCCACCACAUGGGCCGUGAGCCGGCCCUCAUGAUGGACAUGGAGGAGGGGGUAGGGCCGCUGGGCGGCUGGGCGGACGCCAUGCAGAUGGCCAACAUGGCCAGCAUGAUGGGCAUGGACGGCGGCGGCGGCGGCGGCGCCGGUUCCGGGUUCGAGCCCAGGAUAGGGUUGCUGGGUUCGGCACCGCCUGGCAUGGACUCCGGCUUCGACCCCAUGGCUUUCACCGCCGGCAUGAACGUCUACCAGAGCUUCUGCCAGCAGCAGCUGAUGCCUCCCGGUCUGCAGCAGCAGCAGCAGCAGCCCAAGGAGAUCAUCCACUGCACCAACUGCACUCUCUUCCCACCCAAUCCCAACCUGCCCCCGCCGUCCCUGCGCGAGCGCCCCCCCGGCUGCAAGACGGUGUUUGUGGGGGGCCUGCCGGAGGCGGCGAGCGAGGAGACAAUCCGCGAGGUGUUUGAGAAGUGCGGCGAGCUCACGGCCCUGCGCAAGGGGAAGAAGAACUUUGCCCACGUGCGCUUUGCUCAGCCACAGGCCGUGGAGAGGGCCAUAUACCUGUCGGGCUACCGCAUGCGCAUCGGCGCCAGCAGUGACAAGCAGGACCUGGGCCGCCUGCACGUGGACUUUGCGAGCGCGCGCGACGACCAGUACGAGUGGGAGUGCCGCCAGCGGGCGCUGGCGCGGGAGGAGCGCCACCGUCGCCGCGGCGACGCGGAGCGCCGCCGGUCGCCGUCGCCGCCGCCCAUCUUCCACUACACGGAGCACGAAGCGUCGCAGCUCGUCGAGAAGCUCAAGGACGACAGCAAGUUCCCGAGCGCCAUCAGCGUGCUGCUCACGUGGAUGGAGCGCGGCGAGGUGAACCGCCGCACCUCCAACGCCUUCUACGCCAUGGUGCAGUCCUCCAACAGCCACGUGAGGCGACUCACCAACGAGAAGGCAAGCCAGGAGGCGGAGCUGGAGCAGGCCCGAGAGCGCUUCAAGUGCUCGCUCGCCACCAUCCUGCGCCAAUUCGAACAGAUCAUGGCGGUUUUCAACACCGCCAAGAAGCAGAGGACCUGGGACCACUUUACGAAAGCGCAACGAAAGAACAUUGAGAUGUGGAGCAAGCACGCCGAGGAGAUCCACAGCGCCCACAGCGAGGAGCUGAUGGGUACGCGCGUCGAGGAGAACAUGGACAUGUCGGACGACGAGGGGGACGUGGCGGCCGCGAUGGCCGCGAUGGCGCGUGAUGGCGACGACGCCGGAGCGCUAGCGUCUCAGGCGGCCGCCCUGAAGGAGGAGAAUGACAGCCUGCGCUGUCAGCUGGACGCCUACCGCAACGAGCUGGAGCUGCUGCGGCAGGAGCACCGGCUGGGCCUGCUGAUGCCGCCGCCGCCGCCGCCGGCGCCGGCGCCGGCGCCGGCGCUGCCCGCGACCGACGGUGCCGGCGGGGAGGCGGGCGCCAGGAGCCCGCAGCAGGUGCAACUGCUGCAGCAGGCUCUGCAGUGGAUGCAGCAGCAACUGCUCAAGGUGAAGGAGGAGUCAAGGGCCCGUGAGCAGGAGGCAGAGCGCCUGCAGGAGGACAAGCGCAGCGCCGAGACCGCCCUCCGCAGCCUGCAGCAGCAGCACCGCAGCCUGCAGCAGCAGCAGCAGCAGCAGCAGCAGGAGCAGCAGCAGCUUCAAGAGCAGCAGCAGCAGCAGCAGCAGCAGCUACAAGAGCAGCAGCAGCAGGGGCAGCAGUCGCCACCAGCGGCUCAGACGGAGCACGCUGACGCGACGGUGGACGAGGCGAUGGUGGCGGUGGCCGGUGCGGAGAGCCUGGAGGCGCAGAAAACCGCCGGCGGCACGGCCGCCACCGCCGCCGCAGCCGGCCUGCUGAUGACCUUCCUCCAGAUCCAUCCGUGUGGGGUCAGCGUGGAGGGCGUGCGGGUCUACCUGCGGGCACUCGACAUCAAGAUGUCCCCGGGCGAGCUGGACACGGUGCUGUCCUCGGUGCCGCGGCUCUUCCACCACGAGUGGGUGGCGGGCGACGCCGUGGUGGAGAAGCGUUGGGCCUUCUGUGGCCUAGCGCAGGUCGCCAGGGCGCUCGCUCCAACACACGCAGACUGA
Petromyzon marinus (sea lamprey) is the source of this 3818-nucleotide messenger RNA. The record is from RefSeq and is a predicted model, not a curated record. Lineage: Eukaryota; Metazoa; Chordata; Hyperoartia; Petromyzontiformes; Petromyzontidae.